Hemiscyllium ocellatum (epaulette shark) is the source of this 2201-nucleotide messenger RNA. It is a transcript of the gene gpank1, whose product is annotated as G patch domain and ankyrin repeats 1. Gene Ontology annotation, molecular function: protein binding; nucleic acid binding. The transcript has 3 exons. Bases 135 to 1166 code for a protein of 343 amino acids. NCBI's taxonomy places the organism in Eukaryota, Metazoa, Chordata, Chondrichthyes, Orectolobiformes, Hemiscylliidae. The record is from RefSeq and is a predicted model, not a curated record.
UCCAAGAUGGCGGCGGGAGAGGGUCAGCAGCUGCUUCUGGUGGAAAAGCAAGGUCUCUGGGCUAUGCAGUGUCUGUCUCCAGCAAGAAAGUGAGGUUUCAAACACAGACCUACAAACCGACAACAUUCUCUGUCAUGGAGCACAUCAACCUCAUCACUUUUACCCGAGCCAAAGAGAAAACCGAUACCUGGGAAAACGGGGAACGUCGGGAAUCUCCACCGGUCGGCCCCGGGGUUGAAGCUUUGACCGGAGAUGAGGUGAAAACUUUCUAUGAGAGCCUGAUUGCGGCGGAUGGUGAGGCAGGUCCAAGUUCCGGUCGGAAGCGUCGAGUUAUUCGGCCGAAGUCACGGCCAGAAAGGGCCGAUGGGCAGAGUGGUGGAAGGAGCCAGCCUGCCGUGUCAGAGAGGAACGGGCACCUCCUCUUAAAGUGUGCUCAGGACGGGGACCUGAAAACCCUUCGCAGGCUGCUGGAGACGGCAGUGUGCGAUAUCAACUUCCGGGACAGUUACUACUGGACUGCCACCAUGUGUGCAGCGUACAGUGGGCAGGCUGAGGUGGUGAAGUACUUACUGAACCGUGGCGCAGCGUGGAUCGGAGUCUGCGAUUCCACAGGCCAAGAUGCGUUGGAUCUGGCCAGGCAGGCUGGCCACGCAGAGAUCAUCACAACGCUUGAAGAAUUUCAUACUCACCGGGAAGAGUGGCAAGAGCCAAGGGAGAAGCCGCAGCAAAAGAAAUUCUGCCAGAUUUGUGAUGUGCAGUACGAGGAGGACAGCGUUGAACAGCACGAGAGGUCAACAUUACACUUGUUCAACAAGAAAGGUAGGCCAGUGACAACUCACUACUUCAUCCCAGAAACCAACGUCGGCUUCAAACUGAUGCUGAAGGAAGGUUGGGAUAGGGAGACCGGACUGGGGCCUGCUGGAAAGGGACAGAAGUUUCCGGUAAAGACCGUGCUGAAGCGAGAUCAGAGAGGUCUCGGGUUCCAGAGCGAUUUGAAACCGAAAGUCACCCACUUUGCCGCCAACGAUUGUGACGCAGUGAAGCGAGCGAAGACCCCGAGCAGGCGAGUCCAAAGGGCUGCUACGGUCAGCAGGAGAGAGGAACGCAGGCGACUGGCUAGGGAGAAAACCUGGGAGAAAGAUCUGAGAACUUACAUGAACCUCUAAGACCGGACUUUGGGGUGUGUCAGUUUACAAAGUGCAUUGGGAAGGGUUUGGCGUUUGCUCACAGUGUUACGGGCGUGGUGCAUGUUUCUCCCCUGGGUCGCGGUGUUACUCACCCAGACUGGCUGACACUGUGAGGCAGUGACGAGGGAGUGCUGCUUUGCUUUGUUGGUGACACCAUCCUGUGGCCAAAACGUUCAAACCCAAGGGGGGUGUGUGUGUGUGUGUACGCGCGUGUGUGCGUGCGCGUGUGUGUGCGUGUGUGGGGCAGGGAGUGCUCCGUUUCCUGGGGGUUCAUCAGACGUUUCAGUCAACUGCCUGACGUUCUCGCUGCUGCCAUCCUCCUGGCUGAGGGGAAUGUUAUUUCACGGUGAACCAGGUGUCCCUCGGUGAGGUAAAACACUGCAGUAUCAGCCUGAAACGUUGGCUCAGUUUCUGUCCACCUGCACUUCACAUUUCCAGCAUUUGGUCUGUCAGGCGAGAGUGGAGUCACCCUGUGCCUCUUGAACGAUGAGUAAGCCACUCCCGUGGUCUCCGGCUGAAGACCGAUCUAUUCCCAGUGGAGGUGCUGUUACACCCCAAUAUACACCGAUGAAUAAAUACGGCAGAAAAGCAGCUGAUUGGGAGUGAUUUUGCAGCAACCAACUCUCAGGCCAUCUCCUCUUCAGUGACAGACCACAGUACUCUGCGCAAUGUAAGGCACAUGUUGGCCCUGCUCUCACACUCUAUCCCUCAGGGUCUGCCAUCCUCCUGGAUCCCAUUCCCUGGAGCCCCACCUCUCUGUAAUUAAAAGCCGAUGACUGGGGAAGCUGUACCCAAGUGUAGCGACAAAAUCCGCUCCAAUUCUAGGCCAAUCCGGCAGCAUCGUGGAGAGGAAAGGGUUUCACUUGAAUAUGUUCCCAGCUUGGAGUCAACGUGAAACCCAGGAGGCUGCAGGAGCUGCUGGGUUAGUGCUGUAUCUGACAACAGUCUGAAUCGACACACUGACCAGCAGCAGUUUCACAACAGCCUGAAUUAAAACUGUAACCCCUUGUAUAA